Molecule: messenger RNA, 1240 nt
Organism: Vigna umbellata (rice bean)
Lineage: Eukaryota; Viridiplantae; Streptophyta; Magnoliopsida; Fabales; Fabaceae
Product: histone deacetylase HDT1-like
Source: RefSeq, a predicted model, not a curated record
AAGAACGGAUCCCUAAAUAAAUGUAUUCCAUCACAUCCUUCAAACUGUUCGACUUUUUCUGGAAACAUUUUUUCUUCCCUGGACUGUCUGUGCAACAAUGGAGUUUUGGGGUGUUGAGGUGAAAAGUGGAGAAUCUCUCAAGGUUGAUCCAGGAGACGACAAGAUUAUCCACCUUUCAAAUGCAUGCCUGGGGGAUGUGACUAAGGCUAAAGGAGAAUCGGUGGCCCUGUAUGUGAAGUUUGGUAACCAGAAGCUUGUGCUUGGAACGCUUUCUUCUGAUAAAUUUCCUCAAAUAUCUUAUGAUUUGAUAUUUGAGAAGGAAUUUGAGCUAUCCCAUAGCUGGAAAAAUGGGAGUAUCUUCUUUACCGGAUUUAAAGCUCAAUCUCAGUCGGAGUCGGAUAAUGAUGAAGAUUCUGAAGAUUUUGAUGAAGAUAUUCCAGUUAGUGCUGCCAAUGGGAAACCUGACUUUGAGAUUAAGCAUGGUGUCAAACCUGAUGAAGCUAAACAGAAAAAGACAGCAGAUCCAAAGAAAAAUGAGAAGGCUAAGGAAAAGGAUGCAGAUGGUGAAGAUGAAGAUUCAUCCGAAUCUGAUUCUGACGAUGAUUCAAGUGAAGAUAAGCCCACAACAAAUGGUGACAGAGAAAGUAGUGAAGGUGAUGAGGAUAGCGAUGAAGAGGAUGAGGAUGAUGACGAGGAUGAGGAUGAUGAUGAUGAUGAAUCGGAUGAGGAGACACCCAAGAAGAUUGAAGCAGGCAAGAAGCGGAAUAUUGACUCUGCCAAGAAAACAACUAUCCCUGUGAAGAAGGCAAAAUUUGUUACUCCUCAGAAGACUGAUAGCAAGAAUGUUGUCCAUGUCGCAACGCCUCACCCUUCUAAGCAGGCUGGAAAAGCAAUUGCAGAUAACAAGCGGCAGACUCCGAAGUCAGGGGGAGAUUACAGCUGCAAGCCUUGCAGCAGGUCAUUUAAGACAGAAGAUGCCUUAAACUCUCAUAAUAGGGCGAAGCACAGUGCUAAGUAAAACUUUUCUUUUUGUCAGAACCAUGAGUAUGUUGAUUUUUAUGGCUUUGGAUGAUAAUGAAAAACAAUUUAGUUGAUGUAGAAGAGCUGGUUAAGUUAUGUUCGUUUCCAACUUGGACUAAUCAACCCGAGACUGGAUCUCCAGUUUUAUAUUGUGGGUUUGUGGUUGUUGGCCUUUUGACCUUGAUCCUAUGUGGGGUUCCUUUCCACUUCCUUUAUUGUC